Molecule: messenger RNA, 4689 nt
Organism: Orcinus orca (killer whale)
Lineage: Eukaryota; Metazoa; Chordata; Mammalia; Artiodactyla; Delphinidae
Gene: ACIN1
Product: apoptotic chromatin condensation inducer 1
Exons: 19
Coding region: 99-4073 (1324 amino acids)
Molecular function (GO): nucleic acid binding
Source: RefSeq, a predicted model, not a curated record
UCGAUUCAAAGCCUCGGUAAGACGAAGAGAACCGAGCUCUGAAAGCAGGAUGAGGGAGGGGGAGCAACUAGGAGGAUGGAAAGAACCAAUUGGUGCCGAUGUGGAGACGGAAACACCCGAGAAUUUCCGGAGGAACCCGGGGAGUUCUGAGUGGUAAUCGAGGGGUUGACUAUGGAAGUGGGCGGGGCCAACUCGGUACGUUCGAAGGGCGUUGGCGGAAAUUACCGAAGAUGCCCGAAGCCGUCGGGACGGACCCGAGUACCUCACGCAAGAUGGCGGAGCUGGAGGAGGUGACUCUGGACGGGAAGCCUCUUCAGGCGCUGCGGGUGACCGACCUGAAGGCCGCACUGGAGCAGCGAGGCCUAGCCAAGAGCGGGCAGAAGAGUGCCCUGGUCAAGCGGCUCAAAGGGGCUCUAAUGCUAGAAAAUUUACAGAAACACUCAACACCCCAUGCUGCAUUCCAGCCAAAUUCCCAGAUUGGCGAGGAAAUGAGCCAGAACAGUUUCAUAAAGCAGUAUCUGGAAAAGCAGCAGGAGCUGCUUAGGCAGCGUCUGGAACGUGAAGCUCGAGAAGCUGCAGAACUUGAAGAAGCUUCAGCUGAGUCGGAGGACGAGAUGAUCCAUCCCGAGGGAGUGGCUUCCCUGCUGCCUCCUGACUUUCAGAGCAGCCUGGAGAGACCAGAGCUGGAGCUCAGCAGACAUUCACCCAGAAAAAGCGCCUCUAUUUCCGAAGAGAAAGGUGAAUCUGAUGAUGAGAAACCAAGGAAAGGAGAAAGACGAUCAUCCAGAGUCAGACAGGCAAGAGCAGCUAAACUUUCUGAGUGUAGCCAGGCUGCUGAGGAGGAAGAGGAUCAAGAAACACCUUCCAGAAAUCUGAGGCUCAGAGCAGAUCGAAAUUUGAAAACUGAAGAGGAAGAAGAAGAGGACGAGGAAGAGGAAGAAGAGGAGGAAGAGGAGGAAGACGAUGAUGAGGGACAAAAAUCUAGGGAUGCACCAGUCCUGAAGCAGUUUAAGGAAGAAGAGGGGGAAGAGAAGCCCAGUGUAAAAGUUGAGGAGGUAAUGGAUGAGAGAUCCCAAACUAUAAGAUCCCAGGAACAGGAGGGGUUAGAGAGAGGAGGGAGAGUUACAAGGUCCCAGGAAGAGGCCAGAAGAAGUCAUCUGGCCAGACAUCAGCAGGAGAAAGAGAUGAAAACAGCUUCUCCCCUUGAGGAAGAAGAAAGAGAAAUAAAACCUUCAAAAAGCUUGGAGGAAAAAUCCAAGUCCCCUUCCCCUCCUCGAUUGACUGAAGAUCUGGAGAAGGCCCCUGUUGUGCUACAACCAGAGCAAACUGCUAGUGAGGAGGAGACUCCCCCACCUUUACUUACCAAGGAAGCAUCUUCUCCACCACCUAAUACACAACUCCAGAGUGAAGAAGAAAUAGAACCCAUGGAAGGCCCAGCCCCUCCUGUCCUUAUUCAGUUGUCUCCUCCUAAUACAGAUGCUGAGGCCAGGGAGCUCUUACUGUCUCAGCAUACUGUGCAGUUGGUGGGAGGUCUGUCUCCUUUGUCAAGCCCUGCAGACACCAAAGUAGAAUCUCCAGUAGAGAAAGUGCCAGAGGAGAGUGUCCUGCCUCUAGUUCAGAAAAGCACACAAGCUGAAUCCUCAACCCAGAAGGGUCUUGAAACUGAAUCAGAAAAAUCAGCUCAACCACUCCCUCUAAAAAUCGAGGAAUUCACACUGGCCAAAGGGAUCACGGAGGAAUCUUUGGAACAGAAGGAAGGCAGGAGGGCUUCUCAUACUCUUGUCCCAAGCCACAGAUUGAAACGGUCAGCUGACUCAUCCUCUAGCCGAUCCUCCUCAUCGUCAUCCUCCAGUUCUAGAUCAAGAUCUCGCUCUCCUGACAGCUCAGGCUCUCAGUCUCAUUCACCUCCAAGAUCCAAGCAGAGAGAUGUAUCUCAGGCAGGUACUCAUUCCAACCCUCGUGGUAGACCCAAGAUGGGCUCCAGGUCAACAUCAGAAUCCAGGUCCCGUUCCCGUUCCCGUUCCCGUUCAGCGUCAAGCAACAGCAGAAAAUCUCUGAGCCCUGGAGUCUCCAGGGACAGCAGCACCAGCUACACUGAAACCAAAGAUCCCUCUUCUGGUCAGGAGGUUGCAACUCCACCAUUGCCACAGCUUCAGGUCCUUGAGCCAAAGGAGAGGACUUCCACCUCAACCUCUAUCCGAGUGAGGCGUAUGAGCCAACCUGAGCCAGCUGAAAAGCAUGUGACCCAGAGGUUACAGCCUGAGCGGGGGAGCCCAAAGAAGUGUGAAGCUGAAGAGGCAGAGCCGCCAGCUGCCACACAGCCCCAGACCUCAGAGACUCCGACCUCCCACCUACCAGAAUCAGAAAGGAUUCAUCACACUGUUGAGGAGAAGGAGGAAGUGACCAUGGACACAAGUGAAAACAGACCUGAAAAUGAGGUUCCAGAGCCCCCCAUGCCUAUUGCAGACCAAGUCAGCAAUGAUGACCGCCCAGAGGGCAGUGCCGAGGAUGAGGAGAAGAAAGAGAGCUCGCUGCCCAAAUCAUUCAAGAGGAAGAUCUCCGUUGUCUCUACCAAGGGGGUGCCAGCUGGAAACAGUGACACAGAGGGGGGCCAGCCUAGUCGGAAGCGGCGUUGGGGAGCCAGCACGGCCACCACACAGAAGAAACCUUCCAUCAGUAUCACCACCGAAUCACUCAAGGAGGCUGUUGUGGAUCUUCAUGCUGACGACUCCCGAAUCUCUGAGGAUGAGACAGAGCGUAAUGGUGAUGAUGGGACCCAUGACAAGGGGCUGAAAAUAUGCCGGACCGUCACUCAGGUGGUGCCUUCCGAGGGCCAGGAGAAUGGGCAGAGGGAAGAGGAGGAAGAAGAGAAGGAGCCUGAAGCAGAAGCCCCUGUACCUCCCCAGGUCUCAGUAGAGGUGGCCUUGCCCCCACCUGUGGAGCAUGAAGUAAAGAAAGUGACUUUAGGAGAUACCUUAACUCGACGUUCCAUUAGCCAGCAGAAGUCGGGAGUUUCCAUUACAAUUGAUGACCCAGUCCGGACUGCUCAAGUGCCCUCCCCACCCCGGGGCAAGAUCAGUAACAUCGUCCACAUCUCCAAUUUGGUUCGUCCCUUCACUUUAGGCCAACUGAAGGAAUUGUUGGGACGUACAGGAACUCUGGUAGAAGAGGCUUUCUGGAUUGACAAGAUCAAAUCUCACUGCUUUGUAACGUACUCGACAGUAGAGGAAGCAGUUGCCACCCGCACAGCUCUACAUGGGGUCAAAUGGCCCCAGUCCAACCCCAAAUUCCUCUGUGCUGACUAUGCUGAGCAAGAUGAGCUGGAUUAUCACCGAGGCCUCUUGGUGGACCGUCCCUCUGAAACUAAGACAGAGGAGCAGGGGGUACCACGGCCGCUGCACCCCCCGCCCCCGCCCCCAGCCCAGCCACCACAGCACCCCAGGGCAGAGCAGCGGGAGCAGGAGCGGGCGGUGCGGGAACAGUGGGCAGAGCGGGAACGGGAGAUGGAGCGGCGGGAGCGAACGCGAUCAGAGCGCGAAUGGGAUCGGGACAAAGUUCGAGAAGGGCCCCGUUCCCGAUCACGGUCCCGUGACCGCCGCCGCAAGGAACGCGCAAAGUCUAAAGAAAAGAAGAGUGAGAAGAAAGAGAAAGCUCAGGAGGAACCACCUGCCAAGCUGCUGGAUGACCUUUUCCGUAAGACCAAGGCAGCUCCCUGCAUCUAUUGGCUCCCACUGACUGACAGCCAGAUUGUUCAGAAGGAGGCAGAGCGCGCUGAACGGGCCAAGGAGCGGGAGAAGCGGCGAAAGGAGCAAGAAGAAGAAGAGCAGAAGGAGCGGGAGAAGGAGGCGGAGCGGGAACGGACCCGACAGCUGGAGCGAGAGAAGCGGCGAGAGCACAGCCGGGAGAGGGACAGGGAGAGAGAGAGGGACAGGGAGCGGGACAGGGGAGAUCGAGAUCGGGAGAGGGACAGGGACCGGGAACGAGGCAGGGAGAGGGACCGCAGAGACACCAAGCGCCACAGCAGGAGCCGGAGUCGGAGCACACCUGUGCGGGACCGGGGUGGGCGCCGCUAGCCGCUAGCCGGGAGAACACUAGGGAGAGCUGCAGGCACCGGCCACCCUGCCCCAGGGGGCUUCAAGGCCACAGAGGGAUAGGUACAAUCUCCACCACCCUGGAACCAGGGGUCUUUCACACCAUUUGCCCAGUGCUGAAGUCUGGCUGCCACCUGUCCCCACAUACCAAAUGGAGCAGUGGGCAUCUUCCCACCCUACCCCCAUAAUCUAUCUCUUGGGACUUAGCCCUCUCCUCCCUCUCAUUUCCCAUUAAGUCUGUGAGAGGGAGGAGCUAUGUUAGGGAGGGAGGUGGUUGGCCCAGAGCUGGGGAACAGCCAGGAGCCCCAAACCUCUCUCUCGUUUUUCCUCCAUCCUGCUCACCACCUCCUUUGGUACUUGCACCCCCCUUUUGGGAACAGCCGGGGCCAGGACUGGGUCACCUAUGAGCUGAAUCAGCAUCUCCUCCUGAGUCCCAGGGCCCCUGCAGUUCCCAGUCUCUUUGGUCCUGCAGCCCAUGCCUCCUGCCCACCGGUUCCACUUUAUAUCCACCUUUUCCUUUUGUUCAAUUUUUAUUUUUAUUUUUUUUAUUAUUAAAUGAUGUGGUCUAUGGAAAAUAAUAAAAUUGACUUAGUUUUAA